Molecule: messenger RNA, 351 nt
Organism: Paramuricea clavata
Lineage: Eukaryota; Metazoa; Cnidaria; Anthozoa; Malacalcyonacea; Plexauridae
Source: the annotation of a GenBank genome assembly
AUGAUUUGGGAAAAUGUGAUCACUGCCCUAACUGCCACUUUACAUCGAAAACAGAAAGGGAAUGCCACCAGUCAUUUCACUGGCGCCAAAAAUUCAGUAACAAAGGCCAAGAAGCUUUGUUUACAACAUAUGUUAAGCUAUGUUUGGAAGUUUGUCAUCUCUCAAUCGUCACAAAAAGGAAAAAAACACGAAGGAAAAAGAGAUCAAGGAAGAAAACGUAAGAACACUGAAGCCCCUUACGAAAGAAAGACCAAAGCUCGUACCAUACAAGAUAUGCUGAGAGCAAAUCUGAUGAUUAAAAUCGAAGAUGAUGCAGAUGACUCCGACGAAGAUUGUUUACCACCUCAGUGA